CUCUGAAAAUUGCUCUCAGGCUGUUCUACUAUUUUUCCCAGAGGGUGAAAAACAGGUGUGUCUUCCUGAUGUCACUGAGCUAUAGAGGAUUCUAUGGGAAAACAAAGGACAGAGAUUGAGACUGAAGCUCACACUUGGCCAGGAAGCGCCCUACCCAUUGCAGGAGAAAGACUGCUCAGGGGAGCCUGGCACUUGCUUUCCUUCAGGUUCUGCAAUAAAAUAUUGGGUGAAAUGCCGUCCCUGGGCAUUACAGUCUUCUGCUUCCUACUUCUAGUUGUCGCCACAUCUACCCAUGCUUCGAUGGAAGUUAAUUUUGACCCAUUCAUCCAUCUCUCACCUGACAGCGAAAAUGGAACAGAAGAGAACGUCCCAACAGAGCUGCACAGGCAGAGGCGACAGGUAGCUACAUUUGGCCUUUCCCCUAUGGAAUACAAGAUUGACAUUGAGAUCAGUUGUACAGAUCCAUCUCUCUUGGAAGCCAUCAAAGAUUAUUUCAAGAAUCUUAGUUUUCCAGUCAUAGUAAACACCUCAGAUGCAGUAAUGAACAUUUCAAGCCUCAGUGUUACUACAGUAUGCAGUCUCACCAGUAAUAAUGAGACCCAUUGUUUUUGUGAAAGUGGGUACAAAUGGCCAGCUGCAAUGUGUAGUGCCAACUCAAUCUGUCCUAGUACUAACCCAACACAAGAGGAGAUCUGUGACUGUAUCACACAGGUGCCUUCUCAAGGACCCUAUUGUCAGCUUCAGCCUGAAGAUCAAACCCACUUCUCUGUGUCCCCUGAGGACAUUUUCCAGGGGGAUACAGUAAUAAUGAAGUGUGAGAUACGGUUGGAUACAGGGAACGGGAUCUGGUAUCAUUCUGGACACGUAAUCUUGAAUAGCACCCGGCAUUCAAUAUCUACAACGUCAGUUCUGAAAAUUACCAAUGUUACACAGGAUGAUACCGGUCCUUAUACUUGCGUUUUCGUAAACAGCAGUGUGAACUCCACAUUGGUAUUUAAAGCAACACGCAAUAUAACAGUAGCUCCAAUAAACAUUGUGCAAUCAGGAGACACUGAGGUUAUAUGUGACGGUACCAAAGUAUCGCUGAGCUGCUGCAUUGAUGGAAAUAUACAAUCCUUUACUACUAACUGGAGACCAAAUAAAGCAAUUAAUAUUGUGGGAACCACCAGUUUCACUCCAAACUGUACUGAGUACACUCUCCAAGCCAAUCAGCGUCAGUGCCCAAACCAGUAUAAUAGUGAGAUAACGUACACGUGUGAGCUGAGUACGGGGAAUGGCGCCAUCCGAAGUAAAGCCAUCAGCGUGACAUAUCUACAAAUAGCAAAUGUAAAAAUAUUUUCAAGCGCAAAAGCUCAAGUUUCUGAGGGACACAGUUUUAAUCUAACAUGCACCAGCGAUGUGAGCAAUUGCGAUAAUGUCACCUGGGAAAUCCAGUCUCAAAUGAUAGACUCUCGGCUAUACAGCUGUAACCUGGAAUCCCCAAGCAAAGCCAGGUCCAUGCUCACAGUGAAGUCUGCCACUCAGGCCUGGAAUGGCACCUAUACUUGCACAUUCUCUCAGAAGUCUUUGCCAAGUUCUGCUAGUACAACAGUUGAGAUUGUGCCUCUGCCUCUGAAACAGAAUAUUGUACUGGAUCCCAUGCAAGGAUUUAUACAAUGCAAUGUACCUCAGGUCCUAAAGUGCUGCAUAAAUGGAAUGGAAAACUAUGACGUUACAUUCACAGUUCAACAAAAGGAAUUUAAGGGUGUGAAAAACACACAAGGAAACCAAGUGUGCUACACAUACAAUUACAAUUACACAGAAAGCUGCAGCUCAAUGUCAGAUGUCGUGGUAAAUUGUACCUUUGUUAACCGCAUUCAAGAUAAGGUCACAAGUUCACCUAUGAAACUAAGUAUUAUACCAGAAAAUAAAGUUACGUGCUCAGGCAGCAUUGGUGUGGGACAGCAAGGAGCACAGAUAAAAAAACCAUGCCCAGGCUCUAAAGAUGUGAAUGGCAUGAGCAUCACCGUUAGAGGGACUGUAAUCUAUGUGUGUAACACCAACUGGAAGGUUGCUAGCAACAGCUGCAUAUCUGACCAAAUAAACACACUGCUCAAUAGGGCUGAGUCUUUGGUGUAUGGUCCACGGGCAGAAGAAGAGCUACCCACAUAUCUUGAGACUCUUCAUAAUACUACAAUAAAAGAACUACAAGAAAUAAACACUUCACCUGCAAACCUGAUGGCAGUAAUUACCAUUCUGGAUUUGGUUUCAAAUAUCCCAACAGACGCAGAGCAACGCACAAUGACAAAUUUCCUCUCUACAGUGAACAUUAUUAUCAACAAUUCCAGAAUACUUGCCUGGAAACCUCUGAACAAUGAGGAAACAGUGAACAGUUCUCUGUUACUGGAUUCAGUGGAGAAAUUUUCCUGGUCCCUCCGGCCAGUUAAUAAUACCAUUCCUCCUAUCACCGACACCAACCUUCAGCUGCAAGGUAUAGUUAUCACAGAAAAUAGCCCAUCAGACUAUAAUAAGAACUUUACUUUCUCCAAUUCAGCAAACCUCAGCGGUAAUGUGCUAAUUAAGAGCGAUACAAUUAAGAACUUGAAACAAAACUCGACCAUCAUCACCGUGGCUUUCUCAAACCUCAGCUAUAUUCUGCCCAACCCCAAUGAGACAGUUAAGGAUGUGAACGGCUUGGUGAUGAUGACAACAACGAACAGCAUGCUCCCUCCGGACUUCCAGAUCUCUAUGACAUUUGCCAAAAGCAAUUUGUCCAUGAAAGAACCCCAGUGUGUCUUUUGGAACAACUCUGUCUCUGCUGCUGUAGGAGGAUGGGAUGACACCGGUUGUCACCCGAAGGAUGAAGGAGACAACAUCAUUUGCACCUGCAGUCACUUGACUUCGUUCUCAAUUCUGAUGUCAUUCGACCAGGGGUCCUCCAGAGCCGCACUGCAGUCACUAGAUUACAUUACCUACAUCGGCCUGAGCAUUUCCAUAGCGAGCUUGAUGAUCUGCAUAUUAAUUGAAUCCCUGGUAUGGAAAUAUGUGACCAAAAACAGAACCUCCUACAUGCGUCACGUCUGUAUAUUGAACAUAGCUGUGUCUCUUCUGAUUGCAGACAGCUGGUUCAUUGUCACUGCCUUCCUACAAGACAAAAAGGAGCUAGUGAAUGGGAAUGUCUGCAUAGCUGCCACCCUUUUCAUCCACUUGUUCUACCUCAGUGUCUUUUUCUGGAUGCUUGCCCUGGGCCUCAUGAUCUUCUAUCGCCUUGUCUUCAUUUUACAUGACACUAGCAAGACCAUCCAGAAAGCUGUAGCAUUCUCUUUGGGCUAUGGGUGCCCGCUUAUUAUAUCAGUCAUCACCAUAGCUGUCACUCAGCCGCAUAACACUUACAAAAGGGAAAAUGCCUGCUGGCUCAACUGGGAGAAAAGCAAAGCUCUUCUUGCCUUCGUUAUACCCGCACUGAUCAUUGUGGCUGUGAAUUCAAUCAUUGCCGUUGUAAUCCUAGUCAAAAUACUAAGGCCUGCCAUUGGGGAGAAGCCAAGCAAGCAGGAGAGGAGCUCCUUGAUUCAAGCCAUCAAAAAUGUUGCCACUCUGACACCGCUAUUUGGCCUUACCUGGGGAUUUGGAGUCGCAACCCUUAACAAAGACAGCUCAAUAGUAUUCCAUAUACUAUUUACUCUCCUCAAUGCUUUCCAAGGAUUAUUCAUUCUGGUGUUUGGAACUCUCAGGGACAAGAAGGUAGUAGAAGCCUUGCUGAACAAAUAUUCACUUGGAAGAUGGAGUACGCCGCAAACAAAGUUAACGUCCCUGGGUGAUUCUGCCCCCGUGUUCUCCAUGAGCUCUCCAUUCUCAGGAGCACUAAACAACUUAUUUGGCAAAGCAGGUCCUCCAACACCAGUGGAAGAUACCACCAUGGAGACGGGCAGGAGUGAGGGUGCAGCAGGAAACCAGAUUAACCCAGAUCGCUGCACUCUGCCAGCAGGAGUGGAUCUGACAUCGCCACCUCCAGGAACCGCAAUAAUAGAGAAGACGCUCGCAACGACACUCGACAUUUAUAGGAGUGAGUUGAGAAAGCCCCUUACCAGUGUGAGCGGCACCGAAGGGACUGAAGAGACGCUGGAGCUGAACAUGGAGAGGAAGGUUAUCUCGGGACAAGGCUCCUGCCUGAGGCCAGGGGCACAGGCAGGUGAGGGCAGGGCAGAUCUUCCUAGGACCCAAUGCCACCAGGUUGCCCCAGAGGCACCAGGCUCUGAGCAGCUGACAAGAUCCAUCCUUGACUCUCUCAUUGCUGGGCAGGCUGCGCACGACCGGCAGAUCAAGCACCUGAUGGAAAUGUUGAGCAGCUCCCACCCCUUGGCAGACCAUGUCUUAGUCUGCCAGCUGUGCCACAAGGCACAUCCAGGAAAGAUGAAGGGUCAGAAAACUCAGGAGGAGACACAAGUAUCUGCUGAGCUGCAUGGUCUUCGAGACAUCACGGCUCCACAUGGGUUCAUUGGAACUGUGAAUUCAAAGCUCUCCAGGGACCAGCCACCAGUCAGAGUCUGGAAGAAGUGCAAUAAGGUUGGACAGAAGAGACCAGCUGGCUCUGCAGGUGCUGACUUGCCCAGAAUUCCACAGCAAUGGACUCCAGGAGACUCCUCAGCAUCAUCCAACCACAACAAGAUGCCAGUGGUGUGGCUCCUUCCAGAAGAUGGGCGCAAGAAGCAGGAUGGAAUGGGGAAAAUGGCCCCCACCAAGCAACCAAAGAUGGUGUCCAUUGUUCGAAGUACAACAGGGCUUUCGCAAGCUGGGGAGAAAGCAACUGGGAGUCCUGACGGUUCUCCUCCAAAGCCAGCAAAGGCCUCCAGAGCUAGGACACCAUCCCCUUCAAGGAGCAAAGAUCCAGUUCUCAAACGGAUCUUAAUGUGCCUCAAGAAAAACUUCUACAAGCUGCAAAACAAAGUGAAGUCCCAAAUGUCCAAGGACUUUCGUUCAAGAAGACCUGAUACUAAAUUUACAAAGCCACCCUUUUGGAAGGCAAGGGCCUCCAAGGGUGUUUGA
Molecule: messenger RNA, 5022 nt
Organism: Terrapene triunguis (Three-toed box turtle)
Lineage: Eukaryota; Metazoa; Chordata; Testudines; Emydidae
Gene: ADGRF5
Product: adhesion G protein-coupled receptor F5
Exons: 18
Coding region: 94-5022 (1642 amino acids)
Biological process (GO): G protein-coupled receptor signaling pathway; cell surface receptor signaling pathway
Cellular component (GO): membrane
Molecular function (GO): G protein-coupled receptor activity
Source: RefSeq, a predicted model, not a curated record